Molecule: messenger RNA, 2739 nt
Organism: Cimex lectularius (bed bug)
Lineage: Eukaryota; Metazoa; Arthropoda; Insecta; Hemiptera; Cimicidae
Product: rab11 family-interacting protein 4B-like
Exons: 17
Coding region: 144-1745 (533 amino acids)
Biological process (GO): endocytic recycling; regulation of cytokinesis
Cellular component (GO): recycling endosome membrane; midbody; endocytic vesicle
Source: RefSeq, a predicted model, not a curated record
UGGAUAUUUAAAAAAAAGUACAAAUAAAAGUUCGUAACUGAUUGGUGAACAGUGUCGAUAUGGAUUAUUUCAUCGAUUUAAUUUUUCAUAUCCGCUUCUGGAGGUGCUCACCAUCGAGGAUGUUGUGACCAGUUGGGCCGGACAUGCUGGACAUGCCGCUCGCCUUGGGUCCAGAAGAGCUCCAGGGCGUCCUGCAGAUCUGCGACCCGGCGUCCUCAGGAUUCGUAUCCAUGGAAUAUUUCACACAGCUGGCUAGGGACCAUUACGACAACCAGGUGGAAGCUGACAAGCUGGUGAACCAGCUCGACACGAGAGGCCGCGCCUUCAUCUCGUACGCCGAGUUCUGUGCUGCUGUCAACGCCAUUCUCAAAGAUUCCGAUAUUCAGGAUACGAGUGGAAACGAAGUCACCAAAGAGAAAAAAGGAGGAACGGAUAGAAUGAUGGCGCCGAGUGUUGGUCAAAGGGCCCCUCCGACGAUAGACGAUCAGUCAAAUGGGCAGGUCAACGGCGAAGCGAGCGUAUCCGACGGCGAGAGUUACGAAAGUUACGGCCAGAUGGACAUCUACAACUCGAGCCCGAAUCAAAGUGAUGGUGUUAUAAGAGCGCCGAAUGGAAGCACUUUAAGGAGAAAUACAUGGCUGAGAUCCAGUCUGAAAAGGAGCAGCAACAACCACGAAAAUCUUCCCAACAGGAGAUGGGGCUCUUUUAGACAAACAUCAGGCAAACGGGUCGGAAAUGCAGUAUCCAGCCUAAACCGGAGUUCUUCUUUUAACUCCUCUGGAAGGAGCUCUGCGUGCGAUACUGCGGAUGAUGUGUAUUCGGAUGUUUCACUCGAAGAGGAAGUCCUCGAUCUCAAUCAUAAGGUGCAAAUGUUACAAGAGCAAAUGAGUAUGUUAGCUGAUAACCAGACGAAUGGAGAUGAAAGGUACACGAGGGUAAAACAAGAUAAUGCCACUCUUCAGGCGAGGGUUUUGAUGCUUGAAGAGCAGAUAAGAGAAGUAGAAUUGAGAGCUCAGGAAAAGCUCCGAGAUGAGGAGAGAUGGCAUCGGGAAAUGGUCUCGCGUAUGGAGAGCGAGAAACAACUCCAGUUAGAAAAUUGUGCCAUUAGACUUCAAAGCAUUGAACUGGAGAACUGUUCGCUUCGGGAAGAGGCGAACAGGUAUAGAACACAAGCUGAGAAGCUAAGAAGCGAAGUGCUCCGCUUAGAAGAGGAGCAGAGCCGGUACGAAGCCAACUUGGCAGCUUUAAAAGAAGAAUUAGAAUUAGUAAUAGAGAGGGAACGAGAAAAUAAUCAAACUACUCGUUUAAAUCAACAGUUUGCCGAAGAACUGAAUCAAGAACUUGAAUGUCUUAGACUUGAACAUAAAAAAACACUUGAAGAACUUGAAUUAAGAGGAUCCGGAGUCUCUCCAACAACACACGAACAACUUAGGUCAAAAUUCUCACAGUUGAGAGAAGACAAUAGAAGGCUGCAAGAAGCUCACGACGAGAUGCAGGCGCUUCUGCUCACGAAGAGCGUCGAGGAAGGAAGGAGCCUUCUGACAGGUCACCAAAGCCUAGCGGCGGAACUCGAGGCCCUGUCGCAAGACGAGCCUGCAGCAGAAAGCAAGGAAUCUGAGGUGAGAAUCAUGCUGAAAGAACAGCAGGAGGUGAAUGCCCAGCUUCGGCGGUACAUCGACGGAAUCCUUCUUAACAUUGUCGACAACUAUCCGCAACUACUUGAAGUCAAACCGGCCCUCCCGUGAUUUCAAUGAUUUAUUUUUUUAAACUUUAUUUUCGCCGGCUGUGAAACUAUUUAUUGUUAAAGAAAUCGAUUUAAAACACACACACUAAAAAAUAAAAAAAAAUGAUAUUACGCAUGAGAAAAGGUGAAGAUAUUGUCAAUAAAAUAAUAAAAUGUAAAAAAAAGAAAUUUGUAAAUCCAUGUUUUUAUUUUUAAAUCUUUUAUUUUAUUAUUAGCUUUUUUUUUAGUAAAUCGUCUUUUCUUUUCUUUUUGUUUUUUCUCUAAAAUAUAUAGUAUUUUAUAUGCUUGCGUUGCAAUACUUGUCUUUUCAAAAGUGUUUUAUGGUUUUGAAAUAGUAAGUAUUAUUGACUAUUCCUUGAAAUUGGAUUUAUUUUAUCAAAAAUAAAUUUAACUCCCUUUGUGGGAAGAUAAGGUCAUUUUAGAAACACACAGUAUGAAUUAAUUUUUACAAACUAUUCAUCCAAUUGUCAUUAACAAUUUAAAAUUAAUUAUAAUUACUUUAUAAUUUUAACAAAACAAAACAAACAAAAAACUGAAGCCACUUAAACACUUAACAAAAUCACAGGAAACAAGGUGGCAUUUGAAUGGUUUGAAAAAUUUUCCAAGGUGAAAAUAUUAUUCAAAAUAAAGAUAUCUUAAAGUUUACUCUUAAAAACUGAAUAAUUUAUUAAACAAAUUUUAAAAUCAAGACCAAAUAAUUGACUCAAUUUUAUUUUAUUUAUUUAUUUAUUUUAAGUGAAAAAGUCAUAAACAAUAUUUCUUUUAAAUAACAAUUUUAACACAUUUUGAAAACAUGGAGUAAUUUGUUUAAACUUGUAGACCAUGAACUAUAAAAACAAGGCUUGAUUUAAUCUUUGAAAUUGAUUGAAAGUAAAAAAUUAAAGUGCCAAAUGAAGUUUUUCUUUUAAUAUUCUUCAGUGGGACUUUUGAAAAGAGACUUAUGAGUUAGGAUGGAUAUAUGUUCAUCGCAUCACCUUCACCUUGAAAAAAAAAAA